AGCAGCAGCGGCGGCGGCGGCGGCGGCGGCGGCGGAGGCGCCCGGUCCCGGCCGCGCGAAGGGGACAUGUGCAGGCUGGGCUAGGAGCCGCCGCCUCCCCCCCCGCCCAGCGAUGUAUUCAGCGCCCUCCGCCUGCACUUGCCUGUGUUUACACUUCCUGCUGCUGUGCUUCCAGGUACAGGUGCUGGUGGCCGAGGAGAACGUGGACUUCCGCAUCCACGUGGAGAACCAGACGCGGGCUCGGGACGAUGUGAGCCGUAAGCAGCUGCGGCUGUACCAGCUCUACAGCCGGACCAGCGGGAAACACAUUCAGGUCCUGGGCCGUAGGAUCAGCGCCCGCGGUGAGGACGGGGACAAGUAUGCCCAGCUCCUAGUGGAGACAGAUACCUUCGGUAGUCAAGUCCGGAUCAAGGGCAAGGAGACGGAAUUCUACCUGUGUAUGAACCGGAAAGGCAAGCUUGUGGGGAAGCCCGAUGGCACCAGCAAAGAGUGUGUGUUCAUCGAGAAGGUCCUGGAGAACAACUACACAGCCCUGAUGUCGGCCAAGUACUCUGGCUGGUACGUGGGCUUCACCAAGAAGGGGCGGCCACGGAAGGGCCCCAAGACCCGGGAGAACCAGCAGGACGUCCACUUCAUGAAGCGCUACCCCAAGGGACAGGCAGAGCUGCAGAAGCCCUUCAAGUACACCACAGUGACCAAGCGGUCCCGGCGGAUCCGCCCCACACACCCCGGCUAGGCUGGCCCCGCUGUGGCCCCGCCAGGCUUCCCCAGCCCACACUCACACUCACAGAGAACUGCAAUCAGAGGAAUAUUUUUACAUGAAAAAUAAGGAAGAAUUUCUAUUUUUGUAUAUUGUGUUUAAAAGAAGACAAAAAACUGAACCAAAAUUCUUGGGGGAGGGGAGCGAUGAGGAUUUUAUUGUUGACUUGAAACUCCCUAUGACAGAAGACUCACACCAAGGGACUGUUGUCAACACACAGGUGCUUGUGUCUCUCUAGGAACAGACACCUCUAAACUUGUCCCCAGAGGAGGACUUGAAUGAGGAAAACGACACUCUGAGAAACCAAAGUCCUUUUUCCCAAAGGUUCUGAAAGCAAAAAAAAAAAAAAA
Molecule: messenger RNA, 1110 nt
Organism: Kogia breviceps (pygmy sperm whale)
Lineage: Eukaryota; Metazoa; Chordata; Mammalia; Artiodactyla; Physeteridae
Gene: FGF18
Product: fibroblast growth factor 18
Biological process (GO): positive regulation of gene expression; animal organ morphogenesis; regulation of cell migration
Cellular component (GO): cytoplasm
Molecular function (GO): growth factor activity; fibroblast growth factor receptor binding
Source: RefSeq, a predicted model, not a curated record